Messenger RNA from Racocetra fulgida, 264 nucleotides. The record is from the annotation of a GenBank genome assembly. Lineage: Eukaryota; Fungi; Glomeromycota; Glomeromycetes; Diversisporales; Gigasporaceae.
AUUCUAAACUUGCUAUCAAUCUAGAAUCUCUUAAUGAAAAAUUGAACUUAGAACCUUCUAUAAUUGCUCAACAUUCUUCCACCUUAAAUAAUUUGAAUAUUUCUGAUGAAUGCGAUAUAGAAAUUCUUCGUAAUAUUUCCGUUCAUCCGGAACUGUUAAAAUCAGCUGGCAUUAGUGUGGAUGGUCAGAGAUCUUAUUCAUUGGCAGAUUUCGUAUCUCUUGACGAGUUUACAACUCUAGCUGAAAAAGGACGAGACACAUAUG